Prunus armeniaca (apricot) is the source of this 1443-nucleotide messenger RNA. The record is from the annotation of a GenBank genome assembly. NCBI's taxonomy places the organism in Eukaryota, Viridiplantae, Streptophyta, Magnoliopsida, Rosales, Rosaceae.
AUGGAGGAGGACAAUCAAUGCACAAAGCCUCAUGCAAUCUUGGUACCUCUCCCUCUCCAAGGCCAUGUCAUCCCAUUUACCAAUCUGGCAGUGAAGCUUGCUGCAAAUGGUUUCACCAUCACUUUUGUCAACACUCAAUAUAUUCACCACCAGAUAACCAAAUCCCAACCCAACAACAAAACUGAACAAGAUGACAUCUUUGCCGCAGCGCGCAAGUCCGGACUGGACAUACACUACAAAACUGUGAGUGAUGGCUUUCCACUAGCUUUCAACCGAUUUCAGAACCUUGACCAAUUUCUUGAGGGUCAUUUACAUGUCUACCCUGCCCAUGUUGAUGAACUGGUUGGAGAUUUAGUCCAAUCUGACCCCUCAAUCACUUGCUUUAUUGCUGAUACCUUCCACACCUGGCCAGAAACCAUAGCCAACAAGUACAACCUUGUCAAUGUUUCCUUUUGGACUCAACCAGCUUUAGUCCUAAGUAUCUACUAUCACUUGGACCUCCUCAGACAAAAUGGUCAUUUUGGUUUUCAUGAUAAACGCGAGGACAUCAUCGAUUACAUACCGGGUGUGCAGGCAAUUGAACCAAAAGACUUGAUGUCACAUCUCCAAUCUACUGAUUUAUUAUCCCCAAUGCUCAGAAUCAUUUACAAGGCAUUCCAUGAAGUUAAAAGAGCAGAUUUUAUUUUGAUUAAUGCAGUGCAAGAACUUGAAUCUGAGACCCUUUCAGCCUUGCAUGAGAAGCAGCCCACAUAUGCAAUUGGCCCUGUCUUCCCCAGUAAAACUACUAAGAGUAUUGUGGCUACCAAUCUGAUGUCUGAGUUUGACUGUACUCAAUGGCUCAAUGCCAAGCCUCAUGGUUCAGUUUUGUUUAUUUCAUUUGGUAGUUAUGCUCAAGUUACUACAAAAGAUAUUGAGGAAAUAGCUCAUGGACUUUCGCUUAGUAAAGUGAGCUUCAUCUGGGUACUUCGCCCUGACACUACAAGUUAUGAAGAAACCAAUAUCCUACCCGUUGGAUUUGACGAUGAGAUUAAAGACAGAGGGAUGAUAGUGCCAUGGUGCUCUCAGAUUAAGGUGCUUUCACAUCCGGCAGUAGGAGGGUUCUUAACGCAUUGUGGAUGGAAUUCCAUACUUGAAAGUAUGUGGUGUGGUGUUCCCAUGCUGUGUUUUCCUCUAUGGACUGACCAAAUCACUAAUAGGAAACUAGUUGUUGAUGAUUGGGGCAUUGGACUGAAUAUUUGUGAUGGGGUAAAACCCAUCACAAGACUGGAGGUGGCAGAGAAGAUCAACCAUGUGAUGAGUGGAAAAUUGGGCCAUGGUUUGCAGAAGGAGAUAAAAAAUGUAAGGCAAACAAUGGAGGAUGCGUUGGCUUUAAAGGGGUCAUCACAGAAGAAUUUCUUUCAAUUCAUAAGUGAUGUAAAGAAGAAAGUGCAGACACGAAACUGA